AUGCCGUCUAUUCCUAUUCCUUUGCGCUCCGCACAACGAGCAAUCGCCAAUCCAUUUGGUCGGACUCCCAUUUCUUGCCUGACUCAUUGCCCUUCCCUGCAGAACCGUCGAGUCACCUCGAAUAAAAAUAAUAUCCCUGCCCCCACCAUCCCCCACCAAAUAAUUUAUCCCCGCCGCACUCGCCAGUUUUCCUCCUCCCAUCGCUCCGCUCAAAUAAUCACAAUCACAAUGGGGAAAGACAAGGGUACAACAUUCAACCUCAAGACCCCCAAGGGCACCAAGGAUUGGUCCGGCGCCGAUGCCCUCCUCCGAGACCGCAUUUUCACCACCAUCUCCAACGUCUUCAAGCGCCACGGCGGUACCGCACUAGACACCCCCGUCUUCGAGCUGCGCGAGAUCCUGGCUGGCAAAUAUGGCGAGGACUCCAAGCUCAUCUACGACCUGAAGGACCAAGGUGGCGAGAUCUGCUCCCUGCGCUACGACUUGACAGUGCCCUUUGCGCGCUGGCUCGCCAUGAACAGCCACAUCACCAGCAUCAAGCGCUACCACAUUGCCAAGGUCUACCGCCGCGACCAGCCCGCCAUCAACAAGGGCCGCAUGCGUGAGUUCUACCAGUGUGACUUCGAUAUCGCCGGUACCUUCGACGCUAUGGUUCCCGAUGCCGAGAUCCUGCGUAUCGUCAGCGAGGUCUUCGAGGAGCUCGGCUGGAGCGGCCGUUACACUAUCAAGCUUAACCACCGCAAGAUCCUGGACGGUGUCUUUGCCGUCUGUGGUGUGCCCGAGGACAAGCUCCGACCUAUCUCCAGUGCGGUCGAUAAGUUGGACAAGAUGCCGUGGGCGGAUGUGCGCAAGGAAAUGGUCGACGAUAAGGGUCUUGACCCUGAGGUUGCGGAUCGUAUUGAGAAAUACGUUAUGAACAAGGGCUCGCGCGAGCUGCUCGACUCUCUCUUGAAGGAUGAGGCCCUCAACGCCAAUGCCUCCGCCAAGGCUGGUCUCGAGGAAAUGGCUUUGAUGAUGGAUUAUCUCGACGCAUUCGGCGUGUUGGAUAAGAUCUCAUUCGAUAUGUCCCUUGCCCGUGGUCUGGAUUACUACACCGGUGUCAUCUACGAGGUUGUCACCGAGGGUUCGGCUGGUGUCCAGGCCGAUGCCCCAGAGGCACAGAAGGCCGCGAAGGCCAAGAAGGGCAAGUCCAAGCAGCCCUCCGAGGAUGAGGACCGAUCCAACGACCCCACUCUCGGUGUUGGCAGUGUCGCUGCCGGUGGUCGCUACGAUAACCUGGUCAGCAUGUUCCAGCCCAGAGCGCAGAUCCCCUGUGUCGGAAUCUCAUUCGGUGUCGACCGUAUCUUCUCCAUCACCAAGGCACGCAUUGAGCGCGAGCAGAAGGCCGAUGCCCUUCGCAGCAGUGAGGUCGAUGCCUACGUCAUGGCCUUCGGUGGUAAGGGCUUCGGCGGAAUGUUGAAGGAGCGUAUGGACAUCUGCCAGAAGCUGUGGAGCGCUGGUAUCAAGGCUGAGUUCUCCUACAAGUUGAAGCCCAAGCUGCCCCAGCAGUUCAAGGCCGCUGAACAAGGCUCCAUUCCCUUCGGUAUUAUCCUGGGCGAGGAAGAGCUCGCUGCCGGCAAGUGCCGUAUCAAGGAGAUGGGUCUGCCCGAGGGACACCCCGAGAAGGAGGGUGUCGAGGUUGAGCUUUCCUCCCUGGUUCCCGAGCUUCAAACCCGUCUUGCCAAGAAGCAGCAAGGUGUUGUCUCCUCUCUGGCACAGCAGUUGCAGGGCACCAGCGUUUAAGUGAUUAAGCAGUUGUAGGUGUGCAUUUUUCAUUUUGUUUUCCUUUUAGAGCGUGUUUUUCAGAGGGGUUGCUAUGUUACCCUAAAAUUAUGUAGAUCUCUUGCAUUGUCGGGCUUGGAGCUCGACGGCCUAUCAAAAGGACUUGGGGGGGGUUAUUGUUGAGAGAAAAAGAACUAAA
This is a messenger RNA of Penicillium crustosum, 1960 nucleotides long. Its product is annotated as histidine--tRNA ligase. Lineage: Eukaryota; Fungi; Ascomycota; Eurotiomycetes; Eurotiales; Aspergillaceae. The transcript has 2 exons. Gene Ontology annotation, cellular component: mitochondrion. The record is from RefSeq and is a predicted model, not a curated record. Gene Ontology annotation, biological process: histidyl-tRNA aminoacylation; mitochondrial translation. Gene Ontology annotation, molecular function: ATP binding; histidine-tRNA ligase activity. Bases 1 to 1782 code for a protein of 593 amino acids.